Ustilago hordei is the source of this 930-nucleotide messenger RNA. RefSeq lists its product as uncharacterized. Lineage: Eukaryota; Fungi; Basidiomycota; Ustilaginomycetes; Ustilaginales; Ustilaginaceae. The transcript has a single exon. The record is from RefSeq and is a predicted model, not a curated record. Gene Ontology annotation, molecular function: ditrans,polycis-polyprenyl diphosphate synthase [(2E,6E)-farnesyl diphosphate specific] activity. Bases 1 to 930 code for a protein of 309 amino acids. Gene Ontology annotation, cellular component: dehydrodolichyl diphosphate synthase complex; endoplasmic reticulum; membrane.
AUGCCUAGCAAGACUCAGAUCCUGAAACAAGCGGCUCUCUCCCCACUCUCCCUCUUCUCUUUCCUCCCGAUACCUUCGCCCCAACAACUUCUGCUUCAUACCCUCUCUCUCGGCCCCAUCCCCCGUCACAUAGCAUUCGUAAUGGACGGCAACCGACGCUGGGCUCGCACCUCCCACCACACCAUUCAACAAGGUCAUCUUACCGGCUUUGCAACGCUCAAAUCCGUUCUCGAAGUCUGUCUCAACCUUCGAGGACUCAACACUGUUACCGUCUAUGCAUUUGCAAUCGACAACUUCGCGCGCAGCGAAAGCGAAGUCAAUGCUCUCAUGGAAAUCGCCAAGACGCGCUUGAUAGAGUUGGCUGGACAUGGAGAGUUGAUCGCACGAUAUUCUGUACGAGUUCGAAUAGUAGGACGAAAGGAACUUUUGCCAAAAGACGUAAGAGAAGCAGUGGGAAGAGUGGAGAAUAUGACAAGGCAUAACACAAAAGCGACACUUAACAUUUGCAUGCCCUACGCCAGUCGAGACGAGAUCACGGGUGCUGUACGACGUUGUCUAGAUUGCAAGCUUAGAGAUGUGGAGCGCUUGGCAGUUGCAGAAAAGGCUGCACAGCUUGCACCAACUCAGGAUUCAUAUAAGCAUAGUGAUCUAAGCGAGGUGCUGGAUAGGGUCGACUUUCAAGUCACACCGCAAGAUCUCAGCCAAGGUAUGCAGCUAGCUCAUUCUCCACCACUUGAUAUCCUUGUUCGAACAUCCGGCGUCUCACGAUUGAGCGACUUUAUGCUUUGGCAGUGCACAGAACAGACGCAUAUGCAUUUCGUGGACAAAUUUUGGCCCCAAUUCGGUUUGCAAGAUAUGAUUCCCAUCAUUUUGCAAUGGCAAAGGCACAAGUGGUCUGAGGCUUUAAGCAGGUCUUGUGGAUGGCAGUGA